AUGCGCGCGGUGUGGGGCGUCGGCGAUCACGUGCAGUGCCUCCACCCCGGCAGCGCGUGCAUCAGCGGGGACACCCAGGUGAUGGCGUCGUGGGAGAUUGUCUUCUCGUCCAUGCCCCCGGGGCAAGGCUUGGACGUCAACUGCGAGCAGGUCCGAGUCCACGCGAACGACUCGUGGGGUUUCAUCACGUGCGUAGAGCGGGUGGACGCGGACAGCGGCGUGGGGACCCUCGCGGCGACGAACGUGUUCGAAGUGCAGGACGGGGAGUGGAAGAUCAUCCACCACCAGGCUCACGGAAUCCAAACCAUGCGCUGA
This is a messenger RNA of Micromonas commoda, 315 nucleotides long. RefSeq lists its product with no specific name. The transcript has a single exon. Lineage: Eukaryota; Viridiplantae; Chlorophyta; Mamiellophyceae; Mamiellales; Mamiellaceae. The record is from RefSeq and is a predicted model, not a curated record. The coding region runs from base 1 to 315 and encodes 104 amino acids.